AUGGUGACCAGGUUUUCGUCAAUUUCAACAAGGAAGCUAUCAAAUGCACUGACGAUUCUGACUUCUGAAAAAUGUAUGGUUGCCACUAGUGACUACAAUGAAUUUCACAAAACUGUCAAGAAACAUAUUCUUGCAAACGUUUUGGGAGCCAAUGCACAGAAGCGGCACCGUAGCCACAGAGAGACCAUGCUGGAAAAUAUUUUGACCCAGUUUAGUGAACAUGUGAAGACCUUCUCUGAUUUGGCAGUUAACUUCAGAAAUAUAUUCGCAUCUGAACUUUUUGUAUUAGCACUGAAGCAGGCUCUGGGAAGUAACGUUGAGUCCGUUUAUGUGGAGGAGCUUGGGAGUAGAUUAACAAAAGAUGACAUAUAUAAGAUUCUAGUGCUUGAUAUGAUGGAGGGUGCGAUCGAGGUGGAUUGGCGAGAUUUCUUUCCAUACUUGAAGUGGAUUCCAAAUAGCAGCGUGGAGACGAAAAUUCGGAAUUUGCAUUUUCGGAGAAAAGCUGUCAUGAUGGCCUUGAUGAAUGACCAGAAGAAGAGAAUGGGUUCAGGAAAGGAAGUAAACUGUUUUCUUGACUACCUGGUCUCCGAAGCUAAAGAACUGAGUGAAGAUCAAAUUUACAUGCUAAUCUGGGAGACAAUUGUUGAGACAUCUGAUACUACAUUAGUGACAACAGAAUGGGCUAUGUAUGAACUUGCUAAAGACAAGACUCGUCAGGCCCGUUUGUUUGAGGAGAUCCAGAAUAUAUGUGGACAAGAAAUGGUUAAAGAAGAGCAAUUGUCUAAGCUACCUUACUUGGGUGCUGUAUUCCAUGAAACAUUAAGGAAGCAUAGUCCUGCUCCAAUUGUGCCACUGAGAUAUGCUCAUGAAGAUACACAAUUGGGAGGAUAUCAUAUUCCUGCUGGAAGCCAGAUUGCAAUUAAUAUAUAUGGAUGCAACAUGGACAGCAACAAGUGGGAAAAUCCUCAUGAAUGGAUGCCUGAGAGAUUUUUUGAUGAGAAAUAUGACCCCAUGGAUUUAUUCAAGACCAUGGCCUUUGGAUCAGGGAAGAGGGUGUGUGCAGGGUCUCUUCAGGCCAUGUUGAUAUCCUGCACCGCAAUUGGGAGAUUUGUGCAGCAAUUUGAGUGGGAGCUGGGACAAGGGGAGGAGGAGAAUGUGGAUACAAUGGGCCUUACCACCCACAGGCUCCAACCCCUGCUAGUGAAACUCAGGCCAAGAAAUCAGUACAUCAAAAGCGCCCUCGCAACACUCUUCCCAGAGACACCCCUCUGCAACGAAGCUCCGUUUACAGGGGUGUUACAAGUAUAUCUGGGGGCAUACGACGACGAAGACGCUGCGGCACGUGCGUAUGACUUGGCAGCAUUGAAAUAUUGGGGACAAGAAACCAUCCUCAAUUUCCCCCUAUCAAAUUAUGAACAACAGCUUAAGGAGAUGGAGGAUCAAUCUAAGGAAGAGUAUAUUGGAUCCUUGAGAAGAAAAAGUAGCGGCUUCUCUCGUGGAGUCUCAAAAUUUAGAGGCGUCGCAAGACACCAUCACAAUGGAAGAUGGGAAGCUCGAAUUGGCAGAGUAUUCGGCAAUAAAUAUCUAUACCUUGGGACUUACGGUACAGAAGAAGAAGCAGCGAUGGCGUACGACAUGGCGGCCAUAGAAUACCGUGGACUUAAUGCGGUAACUAACUUUGACCUUAGUCGUUAUAUGAAAUGUCUACCUCCAAAAGACCAAGACAACCCUAACCCUCAACCUCAAGCCCACCAUUUCAGCCCAAUCCGAAGCCCAAGCCCAACCACACCGUCUGGGUCUGAAUCUGGCAAUGCCACCGCAACAUUGGACCCUCCACUGCCACCCCCGCCACCUUCUUCACCCUCCACCUCAAUCCCUCCUCCUCCUCCUCCUUCUCGCUCGUUCCCUGAAGAUAUUCAGACUCUUUUUGAAACUCAAGAUUCAGCUGGAAUCUACACAGACACUGAUGACAUUAUAUUUGGCGACUUGACCUCCAUCGCUUCACCAAUUUUUCAUUGUGACCUCAAUGCUUAA
Sphenostylis stenocarpa is the source of this 2034-nucleotide messenger RNA. Lineage: Eukaryota; Viridiplantae; Streptophyta; Magnoliopsida; Fabales; Fabaceae. The record is from the annotation of a GenBank genome assembly.